Stylophora pistillata is the source of this 4376-nucleotide messenger RNA. RefSeq names its product kinesin-like protein KIF28. Lineage: Eukaryota; Metazoa; Cnidaria; Anthozoa; Scleractinia; Pocilloporidae. Gene Ontology annotation, molecular function: microtubule motor activity; microtubule binding; ATP binding. The record is from RefSeq and is a predicted model, not a curated record. Gene Ontology annotation, biological process: microtubule-based movement.
UUCAAUAAAACCACACGAAAACUGGUUGCUAUUUUGAUUUUGUCAUAACAAAACCAUCGACUCUAUUGAAUAGACACCUCAUUUGCAUAUUUUUGCAUAUAUUAUUACUGUAAAGUUUACAAUCGGCCGAUCAACAUGACAACAGAGCAAAACCUAUGAAGAACAUUGAUCGCUAUCCCUUAAUGGACGCAUAAAAUUACCCAAAAUUUAUUUCCUACGUUCUGAACUUCGAUAAAAUUCAUCUGCGUGACAAGGUACAUCUGAUCAAUUUAGAUCGUGGAAAGACUUCGGUAGUCUUUGAUUCUUCAUUUGACGUAAAGACGUAACCCUUGGUUGUUAAAACGAAAAUGUCAGACGGAGAAGCAGAAAACGUUAAGGUGGCCGUUAGAGUGAGGCCUUUUAAUAAACGUGAAAAGGCCCGAAAUGCAACUUUGAUAGUUGAAAUGAAAGGUCAAUCGACGUACUUGAAAAAUCCAGAAGAACCUGGAGAAGAACCUAAAAAGUUCACCUUUGACUACAGUUAUUGGUCUCAUGAUGGAUUUGAAGAGAAACCUAAUGGUUACUUGGGACCUGCCAAUCCAAAUUAUGCUGAUCAGAUGAAGGUGUAUAAUGAUCUCGGUAAAGGAGUUCUUACAAAUGCUUGGGAAGGAUUCAACACGUCACUCUUUGCUUAUGGACAGACUGGUUCAGGAAAAUCUUGGUCAAUUGUUGGAUAUGGUACAAACAAAGGCAUUGUGCCAAUCUUUUGUGAGGAGAUUUUCAAAGGAAUUGAUGAGAAAAAGCAAGGAGGAGAUCAGGCUCAAUAUGAGGUGUUUUUCAGUAUGCUUGAAAUCUACAAUGAGAAGGUGCGUGACCUUUUGAACCCUUCCAAAAAUAAGGGAGGCCUGCGGGUGCGGCAACAUCCCUCAAAAGGAUUCUAUGCUGAUGGACUUAAGACUGUACCUGUGAGUGAGUAUAAAGAGAUUGAAAUGCGCAUGGAGGAGGGAACAAAAAACAGGACUGUAGCAGCUACUAACAUGAAUGCAACAAGCAGCCGUGCACACACUAUAGUUGGUGUGAAAUUUGUGCAGAAGAAAAAGAACGAAGCUGGUGAGGAGACAGCCAAAACAUCUCUUAUCAACCUUGUUGACUUGGCUGGAAGUGAGAGAGCAGACUCUACUGGAGCCACAGGAGACAGACUGAAAGAAGGAGCUGCCAUUAACCAGUCAUUGUCCAGUCUAGGAAAUGUUAUCGCAGCUCUUGUGGACAAGGCCAAUGGGAAAAAUGUCAGAGUUCCAUUCAGAGAUUCAGUGUUGACCAAACUUUUGAAAAAUGCUCUUGGUGGCAACAGUAAAACUAUGAUGAUUGCUGCCAUCAGUCCUGCAGACAUAAACUAUGAUGAAACUCUCUCAACCCUAAGAUAUGCUGACCGUGCUAAACAGAUCAAGACAUCAGCUAAAGUCAACGAGGAUCCCACAGAGAAACUGAUCAGGGAGUUGAAAGAAGAAAAUGAAAAACUCUUGGAAAUGUUAAAGAAGGCUCAAGCAGGAGAAUCUGUGAAGAUAUCCGCCGACGAUGACGAUGACGAUGAUGGUGACAAGGAAGGAUUGUCUGAAGAGGAAAUGGCGGAACUCAGGAAACAGAUUGAAGAAGAAAUAAAAGCAUCUAUGGCACAAACAGAACAGGAAACACAGGACAUGAAUAAGAGUUGGGAUGAUAGAGUUGCUGAAAACAAAAAGGAUAUCAAGGAUAAAGAAGCUGAAAAGAAAGAACGUCAGUCAACUCCUCAUCUGUGGAACUUGAACCCAGAUCCCCAGCUGACGGGAAUGAUUGUGCACAUGAUUAAAUCAGGAGUCGUCACAGUCGGCAACAAAAAGGCUGAUCCUCCAGCAGACAUUGUUCUUCAUGGAUUGAAUAUCCUGACACAGCACUGUGAAAUAAAAAAUGAAGGUUCUAAAAAGAUCAUCAUCAAAACCUUUGGAGAAGCUAAAGUCCUCGUCAAUGGAGAACCGGUUGAUGAUGACGAAGAAGAAGAACUUCAUCAUCUGGACAGAGUUAUGUUUGGUACGAGUCACCUUUAUGUCUUCCAUCAUCCUGCUGAGGCACAGUCGUCGACUUUGAAGCAGGCGGACAUAACGUAUGAAAUGGCGCAGGAGGAAAUCGCUAAGAACGCCGGACUUGACGUUGAUGAUCAGGAGUCAAAAGAGGCAAUGUUGUUACGGGAAGAUUUGGCAGAUCUGAUGCCGAUGGUAAAUGAAGCAAAUGCCAUCAGUCAAGAGUUGGAUAAGAAGGUUUCGUUUGAAGUCUCAGUUGUUUCUGCUAAAGCUCGAGGACUUCCCGAGGGAAGACCAGAGCCAUACGUGGUCAUGCGGGACUUACAAACUGGCGUAGAAUACCUUUGGCCAAAAUCUAAGUUUAUCAACAGAAAAUACGUCAUGGACGAAAUGUACGAGAAUUUCGAAGACGGCGAUGACUGGCAGCUCGAGGACAGUAAAGACCCUUUUACUGAAAGUCCGGAUAUUGAGAGUCUGAUUGGCUGUGUGGCUGUUCCUAUGCAGAGUCUGGGUUAUGUGCUUGAUAUGAGAGAACAGCUGAGUAUCACUGAUUACAAAGGAAAAGAACUCGGCUAUCUUAAUGUAGAAGUUGUUCCUUUAAAUGAAAAUGGAAAAGAAAUCACAGAAGAAGAUGAUAUAUUUAUUGACGAUCCUAGUCAACUGGAAGGUAGAAAGCUUGUGUUUGUGGUACGAGUGCAGAGUGCAAAGGGAAUUCCAAAGCGCUACACGGACGUGUACUGUAAAUAUUCCAUGUACCUUGAAGCGGAUCUUAAGACUGAAGUAAUAUCUGGAACAAGGAAUCCCGAAUUUAACUACGAAAGAACUUUCACUUUUGAAAGGGUUCCACCGAAGUUGAUCCAGUUUUUGAAAAACAAAGACGUCAUUAUACAACUCUGGGGUAAGCAAGCUGUCGACAACAGACCAGUUAACAAAACUGCCAAGAAAGGAAAAGAUACUAAGGCAAUUAUGAGAGCAGAAACACUAAAGAAAAACGUGUCUCUCACUCCUGCCGUAGUAAAAGGAAUGGCAGACAAUGCAACAUUAAAGAAGCAGAACAAACGACUCCAAGAUAAAAUGAAUCAUCUUCGCCAGCUCUGUGAUAAGAAGCAGUCCGAAGGCAAGAGUGAAAUACCGAUAUCUGAACUGCGGGCCAUUAUUGGAGAAAUGAAUGCGAACUCUCAGACGACUGCCCCCCAUGCCCACGCUCCUGCAUCAACGGCUACAGCUCCUGCGGAGAGAAGGAACGAGAGUAGCGCAUGCGCUGUCUUGUAACCUGGUUUUAUUCAAACCAAUCAGCCAUUUACUGUUUACACAACACUUGAGGAAACUUACGUGGACUUGUAAGAGAUUCGUGCGUACGGCCUUGUGUUAUCCUACACGAAAACAAAUACUUUUCAAUCGUUUGGUGUUGAUUUCUGUGCGACAUUUGUUUUCUCAUCUCUUAGGUGGCUUCUGCACGUCAUUCUUGACCAUACCACGACAAACCAGCAACUUUAUUUCCUUAACUGUCAUUUAAAUAGUUUAAUGUAUAAUGAAAUGAUUCUGGUCUUUUCGAAGCUGGUCAGUAAUUUCCUCAAUGUACAUAGCGACGAUAUCCUGUGCACGAAAUGUAAAUUUUAAAAGUUCACCGCACCAUCAUUUACGGGCGCACUCAGACCUUAAUAAGGAUUUUUUUUCUUUUGCUGUAUGUUAUUUUUGUAACCGUUAACAUGGCGAUAAUAUUCAGGGCGCCUCCUUUCGAUACUGGAUGACAAUCAGAGAGAGGCAGAACUGGACUGGGUUUAUUUAUACAUGGUAAAUAAAGCUUACGACAACUUGUAUAAUGUUCUUGUCUUUAUUUGGAUCUGUUAUCUGUUGAUAAAACGAUACCAGCAUUUUUGCGGAGAAAAAUAUCUGAACAAAAAAUACUUUUUAAAACACUCCUUUUGUUUGGCUUUACACCUUUGUUUGUAAUGUCACAAAGAGUGUUACCCAACAGUCCGUGACUUGUAAGUAGGAAGUUUUCAGGUUUAUUUCAAUAUUAAUCACUGAUUUCUUUGCAAUGAUUUGUAACUGGUUUAAGCUAACGCUUCUUCGAGAGUCUUCUCGGAAAUUUUGACUGCUGAAGCAGAUCAGUUGGGCAGAAUGUGUCAAAUUUACGUCAUAACAGGCUAAAGAAGUGCAAUUUCGUUUAUAAAUAAAUCAAACAAUGUUUUCCAGAAAGAAACAAGCUGAGGGUGAUUCCUUUUUAUAGAAAAAAAAAAAAAAAAAAAAAAAAAAAAAGAAACUGUCACCCACUGUCGUGAGAUGAAUUAGCGGCCAGUCAACUCGAAAUGUACCCUAAACGAUUUUAAAAUUUUUGAU